AUGGGGUCUACCGGAACAAGCACGGCUCAGACGAUGACUGGGAAAAUCACCGUCAUUUCAGGAUCGUCCAGAGGAAUCGGCGCAGCAAUUGCUUUGGAGCUGUCCAGUCGAGGCGCCUCAAUUGUCCUCAACUACCCUUACCCCGAUCUCAAGGCAGAAUGCGAUAGUGUGGGCGCGCAACUCAAGACCGACUGGAUCUCCGCCUGUGCUGACCUGUCCACCGUGGAUGGACCCGCGGACUUGAUCCGUCAAGCCGUCGAGCGGUUCGGCCACAUCGACAUCCUCGUCAACAAUGCCGGCUGGGUCCCCAUGGCGCCGCUGUGGGAGUCCGAUGUCGAGACGUGGGACAAGGCCAUGUCGCUGAACGCACGCAGCGCGUUCCUGCUCACGAAAGCCGCCCUGCCUCAUCUCACGCCGUACACACCUUCGAACCGUCUUGACGCAGCCGGCGCGACGAACGGAUCACGCAUCAUCAUCGUCGGCUCCGCAGCCUCGCGCACUCCCCGCGAGAACCAGGGCAUCUACGCCGCCACGAAAGGCGCACUCGACUCGAUGAUGCGCGUCUGGGCGAAAGAGUUGCCGCCAAAGUACGGCUGCACGGUCAACGUGGUCGGGCCUGGGCCGGUGUUGACCGACGCGUUCAGACAGAACCUGGGAGAUCACUUUGACGAGGUGCUGGAAGCCGCCUCGCGGGAGACGCCGGUCGAAGGAGCUUUUGCGGCGGUGGAAGAUGUCGCUUGGACUGUGGCAUUUUUGGCCGAGGAGAGGUCAAAGUUCAUCAAUGGGGCAUUUAUGAUGCUCUCGGGAGGAAGAUAUAUGCAAUGA
Molecule: messenger RNA, 825 nt
Organism: Fonsecaea nubica
Lineage: Eukaryota; Fungi; Ascomycota; Eurotiomycetes; Chaetothyriales; Herpotrichiellaceae
Exons: 1
Coding region: 1-825 (274 amino acids)
Molecular function (GO): oxidoreductase activity
Source: RefSeq, a predicted model, not a curated record